UGUCUACGACGCCCCAGGGCUCUCCUGUCCGCGCCAAUCGCCAUUGUGCUAAUUGGGGACCUCACCAAAAACUUCACGUCAUCACCACCACUACAAAAACCCUAAUUUAAACCAGGAAAAAAACUCCCAUCGUUUCUCCAAGAAUCAAAAUUCUCACAACAAUGGCUGCUUCAGGUCUUUUCAAGCUCUCAUUUCUCAUGAGCCUUCUUCCCGUCUGGCCCAGGAACACCCCCGCGCCGCUUGCCGUAUUCCCACCUACCUGCAAUCGAAUCGAAUGUCCGAGCUACGACGUUGUCGGCAAAGGACAUGGAUUUGAAAUCCGUCGCUACAAUUCGAGCAUGUGGAUGUCGACGGAGCCCAUUGAUGAUAUUUCCUUCGUCUCCGCCACCAGGACUGGUUUUCUCCAGUUAUUUGAUUACAUUCAGGGCAAGAAUGACAAUCACGAGCAAAUAGAAAUGACUGGUCCAGUUAAGACACAAGUGAAGCCCAGCGACGGGCCGUUCUGUGCUUCGUCCUUCAUAGUGAGUUUCUACAUCCCCAAGAAGAACCAGAAGAAUCCUCCUACAGCAAAAGGCCUCCAUGUUGAAGAUUGGGGUGUCACCUACAUAGCUGUACGUCAAUUCGGCGGUUUUGUAAUGGACGAGGAUCUUGGAAGGGAAGCUGCUGCAUUGUAUGCUAGCCUGUCAGGAACUGUUUGGGCAAACGCCAUUGGUAAGGAGAUAACAGAGUACAUCGUCACCCAGUACAAUUCCCCUUUCGAGUUCCAGAACCGAGUUAACGAAAUCUGGUUUCCUUUCGAAUGGGAGGCAAUUAAUGGCAUUUAGGAUGCAUCGAAAUGAUUUAUCUGUGAAACUUAUGUUGUAGAUUUGAGGUGUGCUGAAUAAGGAAGAUGGAGUUUUUAUGUGUUCUACUUUGUAAGACUUGGAGAUUUAUAACAUGACAGUUAAAAACGA
Molecule: messenger RNA, 953 nt
Organism: Andrographis paniculata
Lineage: Eukaryota; Viridiplantae; Streptophyta; Magnoliopsida; Lamiales; Acanthaceae
Exons: 2
Coding region: 162-824 (220 amino acids)
Source: RefSeq, a predicted model, not a curated record